This is a messenger RNA of Exophiala aquamarina CBS 119918, 1071 nucleotides long. RefSeq lists its product as uncharacterized. The record is from RefSeq and is a predicted model, not a curated record. Lineage: Eukaryota; Fungi; Ascomycota; Eurotiomycetes; Chaetothyriales; Herpotrichiellaceae. The coding region runs from base 1 to 1071 and encodes 356 amino acids. The transcript has a single exon.
AUGGCCGCAGAAGUACAGGCACUUUUGCGUUUCCUCACAAAAGAUGCUCGGCUUCCGUUGCAGGACGCCAUGUCCAAGAUCAGUGCUCUCCGUAAGCAGAGCCUGAGCACGCCUGAUCAGAUCGCUAAGGCCGAUCCUGCGGAUCUUAAGUCCAUUUUCACGGCUGAGAAAACGGAUUAUGUGAAACAAGUCAUCAAUGCUGCCAAACGUGUAUCCAACCCAAAGAAACGCUCGGCGGCACAAGCAUCAUCCUCGAUCUCCAAACGGCCCAAGUCAGAAUCAGAUGUGGUUGAUGAAGAAAGCCUUCUGGCUUUUCCCCAAACCGACCUGACCCAGGAUGAACUUGAGAAUGUCACUAUUGAGACCAAUCGAGCCCCCCUCUUUCUCGCCUUCACAAUCGCCGUCUUAGCCUAUACCCAGCCUGAACAGCCACUAUCAAGCCGAUGGAGCAUGGCCCAGGCAGUAGUGAGUACUGGUGCACAAAGCAAGGCCAAGUACCUGGGCUUGACAUCGGGUCCAACUGCCGAGGAGGACGGCUGGGCUAUGGGUCAGCCCAAAAUCAAGAUCAUGGGCCGUGAAGUGGCUGUUAUGCGAAGACAUGUCGUUAAGUCUGACGAGGACUCCCUCAGCCCCACAAGUGCGUACUGGGGCUUGGACCUUGAGGCUUUGCGUAGGUCAAAUGGCCCAUUGAUUGCACGUAAGGAUAAUAAACGACAAGAUGCCCCCCCGAUCCACACGCCAAUCGCUCCCCGGAAUUAUCUCUUGAAAUCUAUGAUCGAUGUUCAAGCCAACUCCGAGGAUAACGAUCCUGCGCCGAAAACCAAAGCAGAGUCUAAAAAGGAGAAACCAGCAGAAAUUGCUCGCAGAAAAGAGGAAGCCGCAGCGAAGAUGCUCAAGGCCAUCGAUAUCGUGUGUCAGAGCUGGGCAGAAUACUCAAGCAGAGAAGAGUUGGACUCUAAAGCUCAGACGUGGUAUAUCCGCGUUCGACCAGAUGUGGAUCAUGGCCAAGCAGGAUGGGGUCAACGUGGCCAGGUCAAGUUGAGAGACAUUUUACAACUCAAGAAAGGAUAA